CAUUUUACCACAGAUGACUUCAAACCAGCCUCAGUAGACACCUCGAGACCGGCAGAGCUUGUUGUAGGUGACAAAAAUGAGGUCACAGUCACUGUUCCUAAUGUACAGGAUUCUGGUAACACUGUUUAUCGUGGCUCAAAAAGAAGUUGUACGAAGGAAUUUAUUUUGGUGGUAGAUAAAGAAAAAAAGGUAUAAACCUACAGUAAUUACAUUGUUUUAAUAGUAAUGAUGUCUAUGUAGAAGUCAUCAAAUCAGUCAAAUAAACCUGUGAAGCUUCCUGUUACUCCAUCAACUGCAACUCUCACAAAAACACAGAAAAACAAGACCAAGAAUAAAAAGAAACCAGUUGAACAAAAAACAACUAAACAGUCUGUGUCUCCUGCCAAGAAUACCAGCAUACCUGCCCCCUCUAGCUCACAGGAGGUGAAUACCAUACCAGAAGAAGUACCAGUACCAGCUGAAACAGAAUCUGGUUCUUCGUCUUCCAGUGAUAGUUCAGAUGUGGAAAAAGAUGGAAAUGAGGAUGAUGAUGAGUUUGAUGACAAAGAUGUUGAAAAACUGAACAGUCUUGUCACCAGUAUGGAUGAAAAAGAGUUUGCAACAAAGAAGGAAGGUUUUAACACACUCUGCGAAGAUCUUCAGCUGAGUGAGUCUGGGAGUGAUAGUGAUUGACAAAGCGAUUCAGCGGUGUCUAUCUAAUAGGACUCAAAGGAUAUUUAAUAUAAUUUUGACAAGAACGUGUCCGCCUUGUGGACUUCAAUCAGUGGCGGAUUUUCACCUAUUGACUCUGUAAAAAUAUCGAGGGGAUGGUUUUUGGAAACAAUUAUCAGGUAGUUUUAUCCGUAAUAUUCAGCGAUAGUUCUCGUUUCUGAUGGUUCUUCCGUUUCAAAGUUCUCUACAGGGUCUUGACACAGAACGAUUUAAAAACGAAAAAAAUACCCAUUUCUUUACAACGGCGAUUUGAAUUUAGGGCGUAAAAUUAUUUAUUCAGUCAUGAAUAUCUUAACAGACAACUAAUUGAAUAUUGAUAACCAAUGAGCGAUCGAAAAAAUUCUUGCUCAUAAUUCAUAGAGGGUGCCAUCUUUAUUCCAAAAAUUCUGCACCGUUUCUUCUCUAUUCCUCAAUCAAUCAAUCAAUUACGCCACAAACACAGACGUAAUGUGUCGUACUUGUUACUAUUCUGAAACAGGUUUAUCCCUCAAACAACAAUAUUGCAAAAUAGGACAAUAAUCACCCUACUUCCAUAUUCUAUACCCUUUAAUGUGCUGGCCCUCACUACCGCGCCACAACCUUGCAUGCCCCUUCGCAAGUUGGUCCAUUAACUCCCAAGAUCUGAUUGUUAAUUCUCCCCUCUAACUGCUACACAUUUCCUCGUGAAUUAGUUAUGAGAAUUUAAUGGUAGAUCAAGAACUUCAACCUGAAAAGUUUAAAUAUUCUCAUAAUAUAAAGAGAAGUUGCAUGUUUAUUAAUUAAAUGAGGGUCAAGGGGUUCAAAGACUCUUGUACUUUGACCCGCUUUGCUUUUGCAGCGCACACAUACUCUUCAGUCAACAUUUUUUUUUUCGAAUACAGCUGUAAAAAAUGUAUUUAAGCAUUAAGGAGCACUACAAGGACCUCACUUUAGUGAACGACGCGGACUGGGCUUCGUUUUCAGACUGUUUAGCCCUAACCUGCGAACAGGCCCCUUAUUAUUAAUGCUUCGGCACGAACCGUUUCUUCGUCCACGUGAAAGUAGCAGGCCUUGAGCGAAGAGAGCCUGCGAGAGGUCCGUAAGGGGUCUGUUCUGAUUACUAAAGCCAGACUCCCGGCAAACCUCUCCCCGACUCGUCUCGAAUCUUCUUGCGGUCGGAGAAGCGUUCGUCCUGCGGCGCUAUUAGUAAUGAUGGGGUAAUUUGAUAUUAUCUACAAAGUUGAAACGUAAAUCGGCCACCCUAAAGAGUUUAAAGGCUGACGUUUCGAUCGUUAGCCCUUCGUCAGAGCGGUU
Messenger RNA from Pocillopora damicornis (cauliflower coral), 1983 nucleotides. RefSeq lists its product as uncharacterized. NCBI's taxonomy places the organism in Eukaryota, Metazoa, Cnidaria, Anthozoa, Scleractinia, Pocilloporidae. Gene Ontology annotation, biological process: transcription elongation by RNA polymerase II. The record is from RefSeq and is a predicted model, not a curated record. Gene Ontology annotation, cellular component: super elongation complex. Gene Ontology annotation, molecular function: transcription elongation factor activity.